Grammomys surdaster is the source of this 420-nucleotide messenger RNA. It is a transcript of the gene Tmie, whose product is annotated as transmembrane inner ear. The coding region runs from base 1 to 420 and encodes 139 amino acids. The record is from RefSeq and is a predicted model, not a curated record. Lineage: Eukaryota; Metazoa; Chordata; Mammalia; Rodentia; Muridae. The transcript has 4 exons.
AUGGAAGACAGAACCAGUCACACUCAGGGUUCUGAGGGGCAGAGCUUUGAACAGCCCAGCACGGCCCCGCCCAAGCCCAAGCCACCCCCACUGACCAAGGAGACUGUGGUGUUCUGGGACAUGCGCCUGUGGCACGUGGUGGGCAUCUUUUCACUCUUCGUGUUGUCCAUCAUCAUCACAUUGUGCUGUGUCUUCAACUGCCGUGUACCACGGACGCGAAAGGAGAUCGAGGCUCGGUACCUACAGCGAAAGGCGGCCAAGAUGUAUACAGACAAGCUGGAGACCGUGCCUCCCCUUAAUGAGCUCACAGAAAUCCCUGGAGAGGACAAGAAGAAAAAGAAGAAGGACAGUGUGGACACUGUGGCUAUCAAGGUAGAAGAGGAUGAGAAGAAUGAGGCGAAGAAGAAAGGAGAGAAGUGA